Molecule: messenger RNA, 1183 nt
Organism: Rubroshorea leprosula
Lineage: Eukaryota; Viridiplantae; Streptophyta; Magnoliopsida; Malvales; Dipterocarpaceae
Source: the annotation of a GenBank genome assembly
AAUUUUAAUUUAAGGUUUCUUCAUCCUGGAAGCAAUCUCUUAUCACUGGAACUGUUGUUUGUCCAUGGUUGCUCUUCGGAUCCGUCGAUGUUAGGUUAGAACUUCUUAUCAAGGAAUUGUUAGUUGGAAACAAGAAGAGAGGAAGUUGAGAUUCUAUAGUAGUCAAAUGGAGACUGACAGGUUAAAUUCUCCAAGCACCUCUGCAAUUCCUUUUGAAGUUUUCAACCAUCAACUGCAGUUCUCUCAGGAUCCCAAUUCCAAGCACCUAGGAACUACAGUUUGGGACUCAUCAAUGGUGUUUGUCAAAUAUCUGGAAAAGAAUUGCAGAAAGGGAAGAUUUUGCCCAUCCAAACUUAAAGGAAAACGUGUCAUUGAACUUGGAGCAGGUUGUGGAGUUGCAGGGUUUGGAAUGGCAUUUCUAGGAUGUAAUGUUGUUUCAACAGACCAAGUUGAAGUGUUGCCAUUGCUAAUGAGAAAUGUAGAACGUAAUGUGUCAAGGAUCAUCCAGAUGAACCACGAUCCUGAUUCGUUUGGAUCAAUCCAAGUAGCAGAGUUGGACUGGGGAAAUGAAGAUCAUAUAAGGGCUGUUGGUCCACCAUUUGACUACAUUAUUGGUACUGAUGUUGUUUAUGCAGAGCAUCUUUUGGAACCACUGUUGCAGACAAUACUUGCAUUAUCUGGACCCAAAACCACAAUCAUGAUUGGCUAUGAGAUCCGUUCAACCAGUGUCCAUGAGCAAAUGCUUCAGAUUUGGAAAAGAUACUUUGAGGUGAAAACUGUCCCAAAGGCUAAGAUGGAUGGUCAGUACCAACACGCGAGUAUUCAACUAUACAUCAUGGGAUUAAAGCCUUCAGUUGGUACCCUGUAUACCACAGACGAGGCAAGUCAAGGCGUUGAUCAGCAAGUAGAUGAUGUUAAUGCAAGAGAAACAGAACCAGAAAAGGAAGAGGGUGAAGGAAGUGGUAACCCAAUUGGUGAAGCUAGUAGUGAAAUAGUAGGGGAAGAUGGUCUGCAACUGACAAGACUCCCUCUUGGGAAGCUAAGUGACUGGGAGGCAAGAAGAUAUGGCUCGAUGGCAGCUCGACUUCUUCAAGAUAUCAAGAUAACCUAGCUCUUUUUUAGCUUCUUUGGUUGAUGUUAGCUGUUUGUUGUUAUGAAUGCUAAAGAAAACAACAUACGCUUG